UUGACGCUGUCAAAUCCUAUGUGCUAGUAUACGGAUGCCCUCAGGCUGGUAUGACAGCAUCACCUGCAAAAUAAAAAAUCUGUUUUUCAGAUAAGUUUAUUGGAACUAGGAGUUUGUAUUUUUUGCUUUUUUAAUGAUGCCUUCGUUAAGGCAGAAGAUGACUACUUACUUUAGGCAAUUCAGUUUCAUAGCUGAUCGCGAAGAUCGAAUUGCUUCACCAAGCAAUAUAUCGGAUGGAUCCUUUAUUACACGAUACCUAGAUGGAUCAUGGAAGCCCCCAGAAAACGUUAACAAUAUAUACAGUGGGAAAGAUCCUGCGGAUUUACCAGUGCAUAACAUUGAUGAAUAUAAGGUAGGAUCUGAAACUGUGGUAGCUGCAUACACAGGACCAGACGAAGGACUAACAGGUAUUCGACGACUGCGCGUUCAUCUUAGUGCUGGACCAGACAUAGAUUUUAUCGAUACAUCUCUCGAAACUGAAUCUCAAUGUGAAGCGAUGCUUGCUAAGAAAUCUUAUUAUCAUUGUAAAUCGACCAGGGAUUCGAACUCCAACAAAAGGUCUACCGAAACCGUUGGAAUAUCGCAAACAACUGUCAGAGAUGGUGUAACUGGAACAAAUUCCUUUAAACAAAAGCGCGACACAGUUGCGCAUAGUCAAACAAUGGAUCAGUUCAAUGAGAACACGGUUAUAAGAAGCAUUCCCGAUGAUACCAUGGCGGAUCCAAUUGCCAACAUAAAAAAUUGGAAUUUAUCUUGCGAGAACGCUUAUGGUAUGUCCAUUUCACUGUACGAAAAAAACAUUAGGACCGAUGAGAAUGUCGGAAAUCCUGUCGCUGAUUGCUUCGGAAUCAUUGCUAGGGAAAAUUCGUGUAUUAUGGCUCUCGCCGAUGGUGUGAAUUGGGGAGAUGGAGCGAGACUCGCUGCAAGAUGCGCAGUUCAAGGAUCAAUCGAUUAUUUGAAUUCAGCCAUUUUUGGUAUUCAUAAUACAUCUUCGACAAAAGAUAUAUUCGUAAGUCUGGUACGAAGUUUCUGGGAGGCACAUGAUUACAUAAUGGAAAUGGGCGGAGCGCUAACAACACUCACAGUUCUAGUCGUGUUACCAUUGGCUGACAAUCCAAACAAGAGCGUGGUUUGCUGUUGUAAUGUGGGUGAUUCUUUGGCCUAUGUAUACUCCAAAAAUCAUGGCGUUAGAGAGAUAACCGAAGGAUCACACGAUAUAAAUUCGAUGCGAGAUAUGCGUGAUGCACUUGGAGCUUUAGGACCCGCUAAUGGUGAUAAACCGGAAAUGGCAAACCUUACGCUUUCACUCACAAUCGUAGAGAAGGGAGAUAUCGUAUUUCUUACAUCAGAUGGCAUCAGCGACAAUUUUGAUCCCGUUGUAGGAAAAUUUGCCGAGCCACUGGCGAAUAAAAUACAAUCCAUUCGUUCAGCACCUUUACCGCCACGUCUAGUGCAAUCUAGCUUAGCACCGAAAAGACAGAACAAAAGUACGUCCAGCAUACUAAACAAAAAACGGGAAUAUCAUGAUGUACACGCUAAAAUAAGUACCGAUAAGAUGCCCACCAAUACACAAGUUCAGUUUUCUCAGAAACGGCCCGUCUCUGCCGCUACAACUAGUGAAGGAUCGCGGAAAAUGUGUGCCCGGUCAAAAACAUUUAUAGAGCCGGGGUACCGAGCGCAGAGUAAAGAGACAGGUUCAACCUUACCUUUAGUAACCGGGGCACAGAGACAUACUCUCACUUUAUUACGAAUGGCUGAUUUAUUGAUGUAUGGCAUAAAUGGCACCCUGAGACCUUGUUCCACUGCUAAGCAAUUGUGUCAGCUACUGAUUGAUUUCGCUACUUGUAUCACAGCUGCAAAAAGAAAAUUGCUCGAACAACGUGAAUUGUAUUACAAGAUUGUUAUUGAUAAAGAUGGACAGAGAAAAGAGGUUGAAUACAGUAAACAACAACAGAAGGUUGCUCGAAAACGAACGAUUGAAGGAAGUACAUUUUCCACGCUUCCUGGGAAACUAGAUCACGCGUCCAUAGUCGCAUACACUGUUGGCAUCGAAAGGAAGUAUAACGAAACUAAUCUAUAACAAGGAUAUAUUUGUUUGAAUAUACUAUAAUAUUAGUUCGCGCAGUAGGUUGCUAAGCAAGAGCAUGGUGGAAUUUAUGUUCAGAAACAGGUUUUGUUUUCUAUAAGAACUUUCUGACGGGUUUAGAGCCCCUAGCCUCAUAGCCUAAGGGCACACGUCAUUUUUAUCAUUCUUAUAUACUUUAGUAUAUGUAGUCAAGCUAAUUUUAUACUGCUUAAACUGUGUACUGCAAUUCAAAUAAACAAAAGUAUCUUACAGUAUUUAAUUCAACAAA
Messenger RNA from Toxorhynchites rutilus septentrionalis, 2354 nucleotides. Its product is annotated as PP2C-like domain-containing protein CG9801. The coding region runs from base 134 to 2080 and encodes 648 amino acids. The transcript is spliced from 5 exons. Lineage: Eukaryota; Metazoa; Arthropoda; Insecta; Diptera; Culicidae. The record is from RefSeq and is a predicted model, not a curated record.